Molecule: messenger RNA, 305 nt
Organism: Rotaria sordida
Lineage: Eukaryota; Metazoa; Rotifera; Eurotatoria; Philodinida; Philodinidae
Source: the annotation of a GenBank genome assembly
AUGACAAAAUUAUCAAAUGAUAAUCUUAAUAUUUGUCAUUUUCGUGAUUGUUUAUUAGGAAAAGAAGAUCAACAAUUUUUAAAUUCAAUUAAUAUAUAUUUAGAUCAAUUUCGACAACGUCUUCUUAAAUAUUUUACAUAUAUGAAAUCAAAUACAUAUCUUAAAUGUUUAGAAAAUAAUAUUAAAAUUUUAUUAGAAGAUAUAAUUAAUUUACUUAAAUUACGUACAGAUGGAUUAGGUAUUGAACAAUUAGAACGACCUGUACAAUUAAUAACAUAUGCUAAUGAUAUAUCAAGUAAACAUAA